CAACCACAAUGGCCCCACCCACCCCCGAGAUAAACUUCUACUUCGACCUCGUCAGCCCAUUCAGCUACAUCGCAUUUCAAGUCCUCAAGAACUCCACAAUCUUCCAAUCCUGCAAAAUAACCUACACCCCCGUCUCAUUACGCACCAUCCUCACCACCUGCGGAAACCCCCCACCCAUCGCGGUUAAAAACAAACUAACCUACAUCAACCGCCACCGCCUCGCCUGGUCCCGUCGUCUCAACAUUCCCAUGACCCAAGCCGUGCCGACGGGUUUCCCCUUCCCGACCACAGAUAUCCAGUCCCUCCUUGCACUCGUUGCUGUGUCCCAUCCGGAGAAAGUGGUCGAGAUAGUGGAGCGACUGUAUACCUCCGUCUGGGCGGACGGUGACUCGGCUAUUGUUACGGACUCUGGGAGGUACACGAAGGUUCUCGAAGAGGUGUCGGGCGGCGAUGUGGUGGAGGGGCUGCUGGAUGGGGAGAAACAAACUGAAGGCAAGACUCUGUUAGAGGCGAAUACGCAUCGGGCGAUUGAGGAGGGGGCUUUCGGAUUGCCGUGGCUAGCGUGCACGAGUCCUGCCGGGGAGAAGGAGGGGUUCUGGGGCGUGGAUCACUUGGGUCUGGCGGCGGAGUUUCUGGGGUUGGAUGUUGGGAUGGAGGCUGAACGAUGGCCGGAUGCUUGGAAAUACAGGCGAAGACACAAACCCAAUUGA
Aspergillus aculeatinus CBS 121060 is the source of this 710-nucleotide messenger RNA. Its product is annotated as thioredoxin-like protein. Gene Ontology annotation, molecular function: glutathione transferase activity; glutathione peroxidase activity. Bases 9 to 710 code for a protein of 233 amino acids. Gene Ontology annotation, cellular component: mitochondrion; peroxisome. The record is from RefSeq and is a predicted model, not a curated record. The transcript is spliced from 5 exons. Gene Ontology annotation, biological process: glutathione metabolic process. NCBI's taxonomy places the organism in Eukaryota, Fungi, Ascomycota, Eurotiomycetes, Eurotiales, Aspergillaceae.